CUGCUUUUGGAUCUCUUCCUCUCUCCUCUCAGCCUUACACCAGCCAUUAAUCUUUUUUAGGUGGGUUGAUUUUGAGCCUAGGGUCAAGGAUAACAGCGAAAGGUGAAAUAAAGGAACAAAAUGGGAUAUGUAAAUAUGGUUCCCUUGAAACUAAGCAAAUAAUACGACAAUAAUUUUAGCGCUCAAAACGCGCUGUGCGUUACAGUGAUGGCUGAUGAUAAUAACUCCAAUGGACUACAUUGUGUGGCUAAUUCAGACAAUGCUCUUAAGUUAAAGAUAUCAUUUUCUGGAAGCAAACCUACGCAAGACUGCUUCGAAGAUGCAGUUAAGAAGUAUAAUAAUGCAUAAUAGUAUUUCGAGGCGUUGUAUAAAUGCAACUGAAUAAUCUGUGAAGGUUUCUAUGGUAAACCUUACUAAAGUUUUGCACUUGUCAGCUGAGCCUGAUGUUCUAACCGAAGUUACAAGUCGAAACCUUUAUACUGUACUAAAUGAAAUUCAUCAGAAUCUUGUUCGCAGAGACCCUCGUGGAAUUUUCGCCAAUCCUGUAACUGAUGAUAUUGCUGUUGGUUAUUCCGAGGUGAUCUCAAAACCUAUGGAUCUUGGAACGAUAUGCAGCAGACUUCGCUCUCGGGCAUACUAUCGUUCUGCUGCAGAAUAUCUUGCUGAUGUUACAUUAAUGUGUGAUAAUGCAAUGGUCUACAAUCCUCCAGAUACUAUUUAUUUUCAGCGUGCGCGAAAACUUUUAUCAUUCUGUCGCAAACAAAUGAGUUUAUCGUCUCUACAAAAAGCCGGUAAGGAUUUACCAGGAGGAUUAACUGCAGAGGAAAUUGGUGAUUUGAUGAGUGUAGAAAAUCAAAUGAGUCAUAUGAUUCGUAUGAAAGCCUUUAUCAGAUCUUCGAAAAUACACAGUAAUGCGGAAAGUGAGUUCAGAACAACAGGAAGUGAUUCGAAAUUCGGCCUUUCACCAAAAUAUCGUAGUGAUUCUAAUCGUAACGUCGUUGUUAGUUCUCAGUCAUCUAUUGUAUAUCCUGUCCAUAGAAAGAGAGGUCGUCCAAGGUCUCAUCUGUCUACCACGUCUAGAUACCAGAUUCAUUUAAAUAGGAAACCACUCAAAAAUCUUUCACAUAUCUCAUCAGAGCAACAUGCGUUUCGUGAUGAUGUAAAAAGUAAACAUAGUAUAGAAAGUCGCGUUUCUUCUUCUUCUUCUUCACAAUUGGACAUGUCAUCAACGUAUUGUAGUGCUCCUCCGAAAGAAAUUCAGUCAACGCCUAAAAGUGGCACCAGUCGAUCGUUCCCUGUUCAGUCUCCUGUAGUAAUUACCCCACAGAAACGUGGUCGUGGUAGACCAAGAAAAAUAAGGUUGGACGACUUACAACCUCCUGUAUGUAGUGCAAACUUAAAUGUUUCCUCAGAGCUUCAAGAUUCUUCAAUCUUAUCUCAAACUUCUACAUUAGAUAUUAAAGUGCAUCCUGAUAGUGUGUCUGCUAUAUCCCGUGAUCAGUCUCAUUCCGAGAAUUCUAUGAUAAUUAAAUCAGAAAACACACAAUCAGAAUAUGACAACUGCAUUGCUGACUCUAUAAUAAAGGCUGAACCAGAUUGUGAUUCAAAUACUGAAAAUUUUGCUUUAAUGAGUAAAGCUCCAUCGACUGCAUCAUCUUCUCCACUAUCUGGAUCUUCUUGUAAAACUUUUAAUGGUAAAGCUUCAUUAAUUUCUAAAAAACAGAGAUUCAUGCAUCGGGACAAUCAGUCAAAUAAACACUUAUCUCAUUUUAAGGUUGACAAUCACUAUAAAUACAAAGACUCAUGUGUUUAUUCGGAUAGAGCGAACAGUGUGAAUGAUGAUGAUGAUAGUGUUUACAAUGAUGAUAGUUGCGACGAAAGCUCGGACAGGUUACACUAUCGUCAAACAGCUGAUAAUCUAUCGAGUGAAAUUCUCCUUCAAGCUAAAAAAGCCGCUGCAGAGUCUGCUGCAAAACUGAAGCGAAAAUACGCAAAUAUUACAAGUAAUGAAAAUAAUGUGGAAUAUAUUGGACCGAAAAUUGUGUGUUUAAAUUGCACAACUGAAGGAGAAGUUUCUGCAAUUGAAUGCCGAAAUGCGCGUUCCAAUACAAUUUCCAGUGAUCAAAAACUUCCAAAUAAAACUGAUGACACAGUAACAAGUGAAGAAACCACAAAACCGGAGAAAAUUCAGAAGAUAUCUUACCCUCCACUUCUGAUAGACUUAUUAACUAAACAGAAAGCACUAAAUAUUCCAAAGAUGGACGACUAUUCUAUGACUCAACAAAAUGAAAUUCUCGACAAAUUACAUAAAUUGAAGUGUAAUAGUUCAGAUGAACCAAUUGCUACAGCUAUUCAUGGCCCGCUGACUAUAUUUUCACCAAUGCAAUUGGUACAACUGAGCGAGGUCUUUAGUAGUGAUCCAAGUCUUAUUGAAUAUGCAGUUUCUUUGCUUAAAUUUGUCCAACCAGUCGGUCGAUGGGCUCGUCGUUGGGUUGCUAAACGUUUGGAUGCUGCAACAGACGGCCUACACUCUCAAGCUAUUUAUGCUCUUCAAUCUCAGUACGAUAACGAUAAAACUGAAUUACUUCAGAGUUGGUUUGACAAAGUGGACUUAACGAUUGAUCCUCCUACUCCAAAAUCUGAUGAAGUUGAUACAGAACACCUUGAACCUUGUCUCCUUGAUCUUCUUAUGGAUGAUGAUACAGUUACUUCUUGUAAUAACAAUACAAAUGGACCUAUACUAUCUACUGAUAAUGAACAUAUUUCACUUAUUUCUGACGUACAAAUAUCAUGCAUCAAGAAUGAAAACAUAAAUUUUGUAAAUACUUCAAAUUCGCCAAACCCUAUCGAUGUAACGUUGACAGCAGAUUCUUGUGAAACGUCAUUUUAUAAUACUUCUGUAUCCGCAUCUGAGGUCACUGUUUCCGCACCAAAUUCAACAACAAUAAUUCCACAACAAAAUUCCUCACUGAAUAAUGAACUUAAUGUCAUAAUUUGUGACUCAAUACCAUCGUCUGUUUCAGCGUCAACUUCUUGUGACAAUAUUACAGCACACAGUAGUGAUACCCAGUCAACUGGUCAAGUACCACUGGUUGCUACCAAACCUUCUGAAGGACAGGCACUCUCUGAUGACGAAUGUGCUUCAAAUGUCAAAGUUGCAGAUGAUGUUGUUUGCUCUAAUUUCUCCAGUUCAGGCGAUCUUAAAUCAGAUUGCUUUGUUCACGCAAAAAGUGAGCAGACAUCUGAAGCUCCAAGUGAUAGUUCAACGUCACUUUUGAAAACUGCUCUCAGCGCUGCCUCUUCAUAUUCUCUAACUACUUCACAUGAUCGAAUUGUUGUACAAAAUAAAGUAAUUUCAAAUGCAGGAGAAGAUAUUACUAAAAAUUUCUCCUCAAAUGACUGCUUACCUACCACCAUGCCAACAACUAGCUUACAGCAUAGUUUGUUUUUGGAUUCCCAUCUUAUUACUCACAAGGAAAUUCGUCGUGCUGUUGAAACACACGCGGAAAAUAAUCUCCCAGUGAAUCAAAUUUACGACACGACUAAUUAUGCAGAAGCCAAUUCGUCGACUGUAUGUCAACUUCAAAAUUCAUGUGUAAGAAUAUGUGUUGAUAUGGAUGCUAGUUCCACGUCAUCUACAGAUACUGACAACGCCAACUCACGUCCAUUGUUAGAUUUAAUCUCAUCAGAUAUUUCCCAGACUAAUCCGGAAACUAAUGUUGAUAAUACAUCGUUUUCUUGAUUUUCAGGUUUCAUAUUCUCAAGGAAAGCUAACUGUGUACAUAUGAUUGCAUGUAUAUACUACACAUUUCUUACCAUAAGGUUACCAAAAUUGUACAAAUUUAUUUACUACAGAGGAGUUUUUACUUGAAUAGACUUUAAAACAUGUUUCUGUUCACAUUAUAUUUUUUUCUUCAAAAACUGUUCUAGCAUCCUAAUUUUUCUGAACUUGAGAUAUGAUUAUUCAGUUUGUUAAAUAGUCAAAUUUAUCGUAGCACCAAAAUGUUUAAUAUAAUAUAUAAUGCUCAAGUUAUACACACCAAAAUGAUGUAGCUAAAUGAAGAAGUCUUCAUCUCGAUAACUUUCUUUGUAACUGUGCUCCUACCACUUAAGCAUAAUAAUAAUAAUUCCAUAUUAAC
Trichobilharzia regenti is the source of this 4139-nucleotide messenger RNA. The record is from the annotation of a GenBank genome assembly. NCBI's taxonomy places the organism in Eukaryota, Metazoa, Platyhelminthes, Trematoda, Strigeidida, Schistosomatidae.